GACGCCUCUAAACUCACGUAGCCAUCCUGGAAAUGGUGGUCUUCAUUAAUGCAAAGAUCAAGUCUUUCAUUAAACUUUUCCAGAAGAAAACUGUUUCCAACCUAGACGAGGAGAGCAGAUGGACAGUCCAUUACACUGCCCCCUGGCACCAGCAAGAGAACGUUUUCCUCCCCACUACCAGACCCCCAUGCGUGGAAGACCUGCAUCGCCAGGCCAAGCUGAACCUCAAGUCGGUGCUGAGGGAAUGUGACAAACUGCGGCGGGAUGGCUACCGGAGUUCUCAGUACUACUCUCAGGGACCCACCUUCUCCUCCAGCUCCAGCCCCCUCGGCGAUGAUGACCAAGAUGACGAAGAAAUGGAUCAAAAGUGUUCUGUCUCAUCCUCGGAGGAGGAAAGGCAUAUUUCCAUCAGGAGACCUAAAACGCCCACUUCAGGUGACUUCUCCGACCUUCACACUCACACGAACUGGACCAAGUCACUUCCGCUGCCAACCCCAGAGGAGAAGAUGCGGCAACAAGCCCAGAUAGUCCAGGCAGAUGUGAUUCCUAUCAACGUGACAGGGGAGAAUUUCGAUCGCCAGGCCAGCCUUCGGCGGUCUCUAAUUUACACAGACACACUGGUAAGACGACCGAAGAAAGUCAAAAGGAGAAAGACUAUUACGGGAGUGCCUGACGACAUACAGAAGGAGCUAGCAUCAGGUACUGGCCAAGAGGAUGAUGGGGGCCAUUCUGUGUACACCCCAGACCACUACUCAACCCUUGGCAGGCUUGACAGCCUUCGGUGUGCAGGGCCGCGCUCGGAGACCAGGGACUCCAGCUGUCAGACGGAGGAAGUGAGAGUCGUGCCCCCGUCCAUGAGAAGGAUCCGGGCUCAAAGGGGGAAUGGCAUCGCUGCCCAGAUGAGCCACCUGUCGGGCUCCUCGGGGAACAUGUCUGUGCUGAGCGACUCGGCCGGCGUCGUGUUCCCGUCUCGCCUCCACAGUGAUGCGGGCUUCCACAGUCUCCCACGCCCCGGCGCCAGGGCGAGCCUGCAGCUCCUGGGCCCCACAGAGGACCCGGACGGCACAUUCUCCCACCGGAGGAAUCACCUGCAGAGGGAAGACACCUUAGGCCACACGGGGAGUGUCUCCAGGACUGGGAUGCUUCUGAGGCCCAAAUCUCAGGAGCUGAGGCACUUUGGGGGUGAAAACGGGAAUGGCCCGGCCUGUGUGGUUUCUCCUCAUGCGACCUACUCCACCAGCAUCAUCCCCAAUGCCACACUCUCGUCCUCGUCGGAGGUGAUUGCCAUUCACACUGCUCAGAGUUCAGGGCCACCGGACGGGAGUAUCAUCAACUCACCCUCCUGUGCAAAAGUUAGACCCCGGGACCCCCGCCUCUCCAGGCAUCCUGCGAAAGAAGGGCAUCCGUCUCCGAGUGCCCACUGGGACAAGAGUCGCUCCGCCAGCCUUUCGAAGGCCACCAUAGAUCCCAGCUCCCCUGACGCCACCGUGCUGUUGGCCCUGCGUGACUCAAUGGUUGCGCUAAAUACCCCAGCAAAGGGGGAGAACGGGUCCCAAGCUGGGGCAUAUCACUGUAGAAGCCUCCCAAGACAUCCCCCGGAUGCGGAUGGCAGGAGCGAGGCUAGUUAUUCUUGUGGCAGAGGGCACGAUGGCUCUGAGUCCUGGGAUUAUCCCAGGGUGGGUAGUGGGCGGGCGUCCCCGCAGAGGGCACAGAGUGUAAUGCCUGGCUACUCUACCCCAGCCAGUCACCUGAGCAGCUGUAGCUUAGAUCAGGCAUCGCACCACGAGCAUGCCCAGCCCCUGUGCUCGGUGGACCACAACGGCUACUAUACACCUGCGCCCACAGGGUCUGGACACGGAGCGGGGAACCUGUGCGCCCGCAGCGAUGGCUUUGGCAACCCCAGACACAGCGUGAUCAAUGUGUUUGACAGGAGAGCUCAGCAAAAUCAAAGGGACCGGCCCGAUGACCCGGAUAAAUCCCUUUCUCGAAGCAUCUCCUUGAAGAAAGCCAAGAAGCCUCCGCUGCCACCCUCACGCACAGACUCCCUCCGCAGGCUCCCCAAGAAGGGUGCCCAGGCGAACGGGCAGGUGCUGAACGAGAGCCUGAUCGCCACGCUCCAGCACUCGCUGCAGUUGAACCUGCCCUGCAAGGACGGCAGCUCGCCCUCCCAGAGCCCCUGCAGCGACUUCGAAGAGCCGUGGCUGCCUCGCUCCCGCAGCCAGAGCAGCGUCAGUGCCAGCAGCAGCAGGGCCUCCACCACCACCCCCAACGUCUACUCCCUGUGCGGGGUCACGCCCUCACAGAGCGACACAAGCAGCCUCAAGUCAGAGUACACCGACCCCUGGGGCUACUACAUCGACUACACAGGCGUGCCGGAGGAGCUGGGCAUGCCGGCAGGGGCAGCUGCCACCAGCAGUGGGGCGGCCGCAGGAAACGGGCUGGCUCGCCACGUCCAGGAAGGGCCCCGGGCCGGGCUGCCUCAAGAGCCCGGUAAUGGCACCAGACCUAAGCUGGCCUCCCCGGAGAAGUCCCACCGAGUCACUUCUCCGUCCAGCGGGUACUCCAGCCAGUCGAACACGCCCACUGCCCUCACCCCCGUGCCUGUGUUUCUGAAAUCCCUGUCACCAGCAAACGGGAAGGGAAAGGCCAAGCCCAAGGUGCCCGAGAGGAAAUCCUCUCUGGUGUCUUCAGUAUCCGUUUCCUCGUCUUCCACUUCUCUUUCUUCUAAUACUUCCACGGAAGGAAGUGGGACGGUGAAGAAGCUGGAUGCCUCUGUGGCCCCUACCCAGACCCCUCCUCCCCUGCUGGCUCCUUGUCUGCCUCCUCCGCCGCCCUUAGCAGAUUCCUCGGGUGGCUCUCCGCUGCCUCAUUCUCCCUUCUUUCCCCCUCCGCCGCCAGACCUUCUCCCUCCAUUCAGUUUCCCAGCAGAGGGAUGCUUUCCUUCUCCUCCUCCUCCACCCCCUCCUACUCCUCCUCCUCCUCCUCCUCCAUCACUCAGCCCCCUUCUUCCAGAACCGCCUUCCUUCCCGUCCCCUCCACCUUUCUUACUUUCUGCCACCCCACCACCUGCCCCGCCCCUCGACCCCAAACUGCUGAAAGAUACCAGGCCAUCUUUCCAGCAGCCUAGCCUGCCAGCCCCACCCGGGGACACCUCCAAGCCGCCUUGUAACAGGGAGGAGAGCAGCAGACCCCCGAUGCCCCUCAUAACCACCGAAGCAUUGCAGAUGGUCCAGUUGAGGCCCGUGAAAAAGACCUCAGGAACCGAGGGAGCACCAUUAUCCGACAGAUUCUCUCAGGAAAAACCAGCCCCGGUGGUGCCACCGUAUCAUUUAAAGCCAUCUGCUUUCCUGAAGUCCCGAAAUAGCAUAAAUGAAAUGGAGAGUAAAAGCCAGGAUGCCUCCACAAAAGGCAGCCUUCCAGCUCCUGCCAAGAGCGCGAGUCAGGGUCACCAUGACAGUGCAGCUGAGCGUGGCAGCCUUCAGAGCCACAGAGAUGGGGCGCCGCCGGCCCAGGCCUCCGGAGCCUGGUGCCCAGCGACGGCCAGCGGGCAGAGCUCAGAGGCGCAGUCGGGCCCCGGGACCUCCCUGGACCAGGAGCUGCCUGGCUCGCCAAUGGAGCCACCUGGCUCCUCACCCAGCAGGAAGCCGCCUCCAAUCUCCAAGAAGCCCAAACUGUUCCUCGUGGUACCACCUCAGCCAGAUUUCACAGUGGAGCAGUCGGAGAACGUGAGCGCAGCCUUCAGGGACGCGCCCAGCCCUGCACCGAGAGAGGCAGGCGCUGUGCACGGCAAGCAGGCGAGAGAGAGUUCCGCAGCCCGAGCCGGGGCUGAUGAGCUGAACUCUGGCAGCUCGAGGCUUGAGGGAGGAGCUGCAGGAGCCACAUCCCUGGGCAGAGGGGAAGCCGAUGCCCCCAUGGUACAGCCCGAUGCCUCGCCAGUCCCCCUGCAGGAAGCGCCGGGCACCUCCGAGGAAGGCAGCCGUACCCAGAGCAGUCCAGCCGCUGUGGGUGGUGGGGAGCAGCGCCUGUGUCAGGAGAAUGGACAGGCUGGGAUGCUGGAGACAGACACAGCAGCUUCUUCCUCAGAGGCCUGGGACUUCCCCAGGGAAGAGGGCAGUGAAGAGGCGAUGACCCCUAGCAGACCCAGGACCACAGAAGACCUCUUUGCAGCUAUUCACAGAUCCAAACGGAAAGUCCUGGGCCGCAAAGAUUCGGAGGAUGACCCCUCGAGAAACCAUUCUCCCUCGCCGCCCGUCACGCCCACCGGUGCCGCCCCCACCCUGGCCUCCCCGAAGCAAGUGGGGUCCAUUCAGAGGAGCAUCCGCAAGAGCAGCACCAGCAGCGACAACUUCAAGGCUCUGCUGCUGAAGAAGGGGAGCCGAUCAGACGCGAGUGCGCGCAUGUCAGCGGCCGAGAUGCUCAAGAGCACGGAUCCUAGGUUCCACCGGUCCAGGUCGGAGUCCUCCGCAGACGCCCCCGAGAGCCCGGCCAGCUGCUCCCCGAACAAGAGCCGGCGGGCCCAGGAGGAGUGGGCGAAGCACGAAGGCCUGAUGCCCCGGAGCCUGUCCUUCUCGGGCCCGCGGUACGGGCGCAGCCGUACACCGCCCUCGGCCGCCAGCAGCCGGUACAGCCUGCGCAACCGCUUCCAGAGCAGCCCCAUGACGGUCAUCUCGGAGGGUGAGGGCGAGGCCCCGGAGCCAGCGGACAGCAGGGCGCGCCGCACGCUGGGAGCUGCGAGGGGAGGCUCGCUGGACGGCGUGGCCCGGGGCGACGUGGCCGCGGACAGCCUGCUCAGGGACGAGGCCCCUGCCACCUCCCUGUGGGCACAGGCAGCCCCGGGGCCCCCAGACCAGAAGGCCAGCCCCCUGGACAGGGACCCACCAGCACAGCGUGCAGGCCCGCAGGCAGCGGAGAGUUAGAAGCCAGACCAUUACUCUCCAGGUGGUGUAGGGGGGAGAGGAGCCAUACAUCCCUGCGCAGGUUUGCUCAGGUAGCCCUGGGGCUGAGCCCGGAGCCCUCAGCCCGGCUGUGGUGGGUGGCCCCAGUAGCCAGCAGGGCAGAGUAGAGAUGGUGAGGUCACGCUCACUUGGCACUUGCUCUGUGGCUUAAGUAGAAGCUUAACUUCUGGAAGUGCUUCCCGGGGAAGAUUUUUUUUUUUUUUUUGGUAGCUUAAUGCUGGGUGUGCCUGUGUGCGUGUGUAUUUUUGGCAAGUUUUUUAUUUAAAACACACACACAAGCAGCAUGUACAGAAAUAGGGAAACGAAAGAGUUAAAGCUAGCUGGUCAUUGCUUUAUAAUGCGGAAGCUAGCACACAUUACAAGGCAAGGACAGAAAGAGGUGGUGGGUGUGCCCGUUUCAGCACAGGGCACACAGUGUACACGUGUGCUUUAGCGGUGAGGCGUGUCACGAGGUGGGGAAAGAGCUGGCUGGUUCUGGUACUGUUUUCUCGGGGUGGAGAAAGGCUGUGGUUUCCCCCCUCUUUCUCUUUGUAAAACGACAAACGUGCUAAGCGCCGGCCCCUGUGCCUGCUGUCGUGCAGCUGCAUCCUGGUGACUCGUAGCCUGGUUUUUAGAGAUGUAGGUGAUUUUUAAAGGGUUUUUCCUCCCUGGGUAGCCGCUGAGACCUUUGGGAACUGAAAUGGUUGAUGGUGCGUCCCUGGGCGUGGCAGGGAGGCAGCGAGGGGCGGGCCGGAGUCCGGGGUCCUCUGCUGGAAUGUGUUUCCUGCUUAUGAAAUAAACUUAUUUUUCAAAAUGAAAUUGGACAACUUGCACUACAGACCUAUGGGUGGGCCUUUUCCUCUGGCAACGGUUUUACAGAGUGGAUCCUUCCAUCUGGCCAUGUCUUAGCACUUGGACUGGUUGGGUGUUGACUCAUUUUAAGAGAGAGCCUUUUGGUGACACCAAAGAAAAAGUUGUUGCUGGUUUUUCCUCUCACUGCCUGCAGACCCGGGCCCUAAUUUAGAAGGGUUUAUCAUAAUCGUUACUAUCGUACUCUGAAGAAAAUGCUGGGUAGUAGUCGUUUGACAAACUUACAGAAACAGGCAGGACUUGGCAAUGAAUUAGCCCUGGUGGGAAAGGAGUUUUUAGAUUUUUUUUUUAAAUGUGGUUUUUUUUUGCAUCAUUCCGGUUGUGUGUUGUUUUUAAUAUUGCUUGUAGGAAGGUUUUUAGUCACUUUUUCAUCUUCUUCAGCUAGAAUCUCAACACUGAACAUGGGUGGAAAACCUGUAUUUAUUUGAAUGUAUAAUUCUUAUAGUCCUCACAGCAGCCUUAUUUUUCCGCACGUAAUCCAGUUAACCAUUGCCACUGAGACAAUUCCAGAUCAUGACAACCCAGCGUGUGACAGAGAAAAACUCUGUUCGACAGGGUUUCCUGUGGCCGAUUUUUUAGAAGUAGAUCACCUAGUUGCCUCUGCGUGGACUUGAACCACCAACCUUGCCGUUAGCAGCCGAGGACCUUAACCUUUGAUACCACUUGAGGGACCCCUCCUGCACUUUGAUGCACUUCUCUGUUAGUUCAGCUACAGCAGAAUCUGCGCCUCCUCUCUUUGCCUAUGUAUUCAAACUACCACUGAGUUGGAUGCAACUCAAGCAUCUGUCUUUUGGGUAUGGAAAUAUUAAACGUUUAAAAGCUGGCCUCUACA
Echinops telfairi (small Madagascar hedgehog) is the source of this 6636-nucleotide messenger RNA. RefSeq names its product NHS like 1 (gene NHSL1). NCBI's taxonomy places the organism in Eukaryota, Metazoa, Chordata, Mammalia, Afrosoricida, Tenrecidae. Gene Ontology annotation, biological process: cell differentiation. The coding region runs from base 33 to 4916 and encodes 1627 amino acids. The transcript is spliced from 8 exons. The record is from RefSeq and is a predicted model, not a curated record.